Molecule: messenger RNA, 2380 nt
Organism: Microtus oregoni (creeping vole)
Lineage: Eukaryota; Metazoa; Chordata; Mammalia; Rodentia; Cricetidae
Gene: Tmem198
Product: transmembrane protein 198
Exons: 5
Coding region: 471-1553 (360 amino acids)
Biological process (GO): positive regulation of canonical Wnt signaling pathway
Cellular component (GO): cytoplasmic vesicle; plasma membrane
Source: RefSeq, a predicted model, not a curated record
GCUUCCCCCGGCGUGGUUGGUGCGUCCCAGGUGACGUCAGAAGCAGCCCGCCCCUGCCUGGAUGGUGCACCCUGAGUGACGUCAGGAGCAGAGGCCGGAGCUGUCCAUCAGCACCAAAGGCCGCCGGCGGGCUCAGGGCAUGGGGCCGCGGCUCCGGGGCAGCCCGAGCUCCUGCUCCUGCUCCUGCUCCAUUCCCUUUCCCGGGCUGGGUCCGAGACCCCGGGCUGUGGGGCUACAGUGCCAGCCGGUGUUGGAGGUGGAGCGGCGACGCCGUCGCACAGAGACCUGUCUCUCCGGCCCAGCAGCCCCCUUCACACGGCGGACUUUGCCCCGACCCCAGUCAGUAGGAACCUCUGGCGUCCCACCACCCCGGCUCCUCCGGUCCUUGAACAGCCUCUCUUGCUCGGAAGCUCAGGUCACCUCCAGCCCAGGUUGACCUGGGAGGGUGACCCUCUUCCAUUCCCAGCACUAUGCCGGGUACUAUGGAAACUCUGCGGUUCCAGCUGCUGCCCCCGGAGCCAGAUGAUGCCUUCUGGGGUGCACCCUGUGAACAGCCUCUGGAGCGCAGGUAUCAGGCCCUGCCGGCCCUCGUCUGCAUCAUGUGCUGUUUGUUUGGAGUCGUCUACUGCUUCUUUGGUUACCGCUGCUUCAAGGCAGUCCUCUUCCUCACUGGGUUGCUGUUUGGCUCAGUGGUCAUCUUCCUGCUGUGCUACCGAGAGCGGGUUCUGGAGACGCAGCUGAGUGCUGGGGCAAGCGCAGGCAUCGCACUGGGCAUUGGGCUGCUCUGCGGGCUGGUAGCCAUGCUGGUGCGCAGCGUGGGCCUCUUCCUGGUGGGGCUGCUGCUCGGUCUGCUGCUCGCUGCUGCCGCCCUACUGGGCUCUGCCCCCUAUUACCAGCCUGGCUCCGUGUGGGGCCCACUGGGGCUGCUUCUGGGAGGCGGCCUGCUCUUUGCCCUGCUGACGCUGCGCUGGCCCAGACUGCUCACCACCCUUGCCACUGCUGUGACUGGUGCUGCCCUCAUCGCCACUGCCGCAGACUAUUUUGCUGAACUGCUACUGCUGGGGCGCUACGUGGUGGAGCGACUGCGGGCUGCGCCUGUGCCUCCCCUCUGCUGGCGGAGCUGGGCCCUGCUGGCACUCUGGCCCCUACUUAGCCUGAUGGGCGUUCUGGUGCAGUGGAGGGUGACAACCGAGAGGGACUCCCACACAGAAGUGGUCAUCAGCAGGCAGCGAAGGCGAGUGCAGCUCAUGCGGAUCCGGCAACAGGAAGAACGCAAGGAGAAGCGGAGGAAGAAGAGACCCCCUCGGGCUCCUCCCCGAGGUCCUCGAGCUCCUCCCCGGCCUGGUCCCCCAGACCCUGCCUAUAGACGCAGGCCAGUGCCCAUCAAACGCUUCAAUGGAGAUGUCCUCUCCCCGAGUUACAUCCAGAGCUUCCGGGACCGGCAGACUGGGAGCUCUCUGAGCUCCUUCAUGACCUCACCCACGGACACGGACUUUGAGUAUGGGUCCCGGGGGCCACUGACAACCUGCUCGGGACCCCCUGUGCGGGUGUAGUCAUGUUGCCUGUCUAGACUCUGCAGUCACCAGCUCUACCAGCUUAGAGAGUCCUGCCAGGCCACUGCUGAGGCUGCACGGCCCUGUGGUCUUUGACUGUCUCUCUCCCCUCCUUGGAGGGGGUUGGCCAGCCACCGGAAGGGAGGCUGUGUCUCAGGCUAGGUAGGCCUGGCCUGAGGGAGAAACUCCGGUCCAAGCUCCCGAGGGACUCGGGAUGUGAGCCCCACUGGGACGUGCUCAGGGUUCUGUGUUGCCCAUAUAUGCGUGUGUGAAGGGGGUAGGCUUUGAGGGGACACUGGGACCCUUGCCUUAGAUUUCUGAUUGGCAGGGCUUCUUCAGGGCCAGCCCCGCCUCCUAUCCCACUGCUGGGGUCCCAUGGGCCACUCUCCUGCAUGUCUGUGAGGAAGAGGCCGGCCUGCCUCCCCUAUUGCUCUACCUUCCAGCCACUCAUCUAAGGGUUCUCGUCAUUGUCCAUGGAGCUAAUGACAGCACCCCUGACCCUGGUUCCCUGGCCUCUGCAAAGCAAGCAGCCUGAAGAGCCAUGGCAGGGAAUAGGGGCAGGGAGUGUUGUUCUCGGUUGGGUUUGGGAGGAGGGUGGAGGGAGAAGGGCUUAAAUGCACGGUGCAUGUCUGGUGUCUGUCAUACCACCCUAGACACCUCAUGCUUCUGUCCCCUCCCACCCUGUUUAACAACUUUUAUAAAUGUGCCAAACUAUGUGCCCUCUGCCAGAAGUCUUCAGUAACUGGUACUCCCAUCAAUCAAGUUGGAAGCCCUGCAACCUCAGAGCUAUGCCACUGACUAUAGGGGCUCCAAGCAUGGCCUGCCCU